Molecule: messenger RNA, 744 nt
Organism: Achroia grisella
Lineage: Eukaryota; Metazoa; Arthropoda; Insecta; Lepidoptera; Pyralidae
Product: nuclear protein 1
Exons: 1
Coding region: 100-303 (67 amino acids)
Biological process (GO): regulation of transcription by RNA polymerase II; negative regulation of cell population proliferation; negative regulation of cell cycle
Cellular component (GO): nucleus
Source: RefSeq, a predicted model, not a curated record
CGUCGCGCCGAACAAAUCACAAAACCGUACCGUCAGUAACGUUGUCACUGGGACAAAUUCUUGUGUUUUAUUAAAUAAAAAUCUAAAUUCAUCGUAACCAUGUCCGAGGCUUUCUUCGAUGAGUACGACUACUACAAUUUCGACCAUGAUAAGCACAUCUUCUCUGGACACAGUGGCAAACAACGUACGAAGAAGGAGGUAAGCGAGCACACAAACCACUUCGAUCCGUCCGGCCAUUCGAGAAAGAUCGUUACCAAAAUGGUGAACACACAGAAUAAUAAGAAAGCGAACAACAAGAAUUAGAUACUUAAGUGUGUUAAAUAAUGACGAUAAAGGCUUGUGUAUGGACAUAUGAUUUACCGAGCGAAAGGAGGUCGUUGUGGCAGACGCCCGACAUAAUUGGGCCACUGCUUCUCAAAAGAGAUCAAUGGAACAUCCAAUGCGGUUCCUGCAGAUGCAGAAAUUCCAUGCGCAUACAUGAUAUAGGAAGCAAAACCGAGGCCACUCAGAGUUGAACCGGGAAGUGACUGCUGAACUAUAAGUGCACACCAGUGAUUCUAUUUUGGACUUAACAUCGUUCCAUGUAACUGAUCUCAUCUCAAACUGGGCUUGUUGUAAAGCCCAAAUUUUGCUGUGUUAUUAAUUCCUAGUUAGAUUAUUUUACAUUAAUUCUGUAUCUUUCACGGGGUACACAAAGGACUGUAAUAAUAAUUUAAGGCAAUAAAUAUUAAUUAAUUAAACUAA